This is a messenger RNA of Pyricularia oryzae 70-15, 348 nucleotides long. RefSeq lists its product as uncharacterized. Lineage: Eukaryota; Fungi; Ascomycota; Sordariomycetes; Magnaporthales; Pyriculariaceae. The transcript is spliced from 2 exons. Bases 1 to 348 code for a protein of 115 amino acids. The record is from RefSeq and is a predicted model, not a curated record.
AUGCCAGCGAAUUAUUCUGCCAGCCCUCUGUGCCCUAGCCUGCCCAGCACCAGGAAGGCGGUGGCGGUCGAGCGACCCCAUUUCCGCCAGGGGAGGGCGUCCCACAACCUCCGCGUCGACAUGCGGCACCCGUGCCGCUUGUGGCAGACGUGCGCACAGCUUUCCGACAUGUGUUCGAGGUGGCUUAUGUUGGUGUUUGUCGGACACUCAAAUUUGUUCGACGCCGGCCAAGAGUGGCAUAUCGACCGGACCGUGCCUCCUUCGAACACGAGCAUUCUUCGUGAGAACUGGAACUCGACGCUGUACGUCCAGAUUCGGUUGCCCCAUGGCCUGGGUCUUCCGUCCUGA